This is a messenger RNA of Diversispora eburnea, 2217 nucleotides long. NCBI's taxonomy places the organism in Eukaryota, Fungi, Glomeromycota, Glomeromycetes, Diversisporales, Diversisporaceae. The record is from the annotation of a GenBank genome assembly.
AUGGUCCCAUUUCGUCGAGGAAUGACGCCCAGUUUUCGUCAAUCCUGGCAUAUUACUUCAAUUCCUGAAGCUGAAAGUAUAAACAUUCAGCCAACUGUAAUUUUAGAGAAUAAUAUGCCUACUGCUAAAUCUCGUUUAUCAGUUAUCAUUGGAAAAUAUAAUAAUUUCUCUAAAAUAUUAGAAAAUGAAGAAGAACUUUCAAAUUUGCCUACCUCUCUUAAUGAAGUUCAGGAAAUGAAAAAUUCUAUGAAUCAUUCACCUUCUACUCCCUCUACGCUUUCAUUUUCUAAAGAUCAUAAGGAAAUUGAUUUAACCCCUCGUCCGGCAUCAAUGCCCAUUAUAUUAAAUAAUGAUGAAACUUUUAAUAGUGAAGAAUCUAACGUUACUUUGCAUGAUGAUCUUCGAAAGAUUGAAGCUAAAGAAAUGGAAUUGGAAUUUUCCAAAAAUCGGUCAACAUUUUAUUCAGUAUCCAAUUCUAAUCAAAGUAUUCGAUCAACUGUACGAAAUAAAGAUAAAUUUAAUGCACGAUUGUCUAAAGCUUCAAUGCGUUUAAGCUUAAAUACCAGGAUGCAAAGAAGAUUGAAUAUAGCUUUGGAAAUUAUAAAUACUGAACGAAAUUAUGUGGAUUGUUUAUUACUUAUACAAAAUUUAUUCCUCGAUCCACUUAGAAAAUCUUUACGAACGGAAAAUCAAAUUUUAACAAAAAAAUCUAUCAAAGAUCUUUUUGCCAAUAUUUUGGAUAUAAUCAAUGUUAAUUCUGAGUUGUUGAAAAGAUUAGAGGAGAGAGUAGCGGGUCCCUUUGAUGAAGAAGUUGAAGAAACUGAAUUUGAAUUUUGGAAUCCUGAGAAUGAGGCAUACUUACUAAUGCCAGUACAAAGGAUUCCAAGAUAUAAAAUGUUAUUAGAAAAUUUAUUAAAGAUAACAACCGAGAGUCACCCUGACUAUCUUAAUUUAAUUAAGGCGUAUCAAAUCAUAGAGAGCGUUGCUACAUUUGUGAAUGAAACGAUACGUCAACAUGAGAUGUUUGUUACUAUGCUUGAGAUUCAGAAAUCAUUGGCAGGAUUUGAUGAAGCAUUAUUGGUUCCUGGAAGAAGAUUUAUUAAGAGGGGGACUGUAAAGAAGAUAUGCCGUAAAAAUCAUCAAGAACGAGAAUUCUUUUUAUUUUCAGAUCUUUUAAUAUAUGCAAGUCGACUAAAUUUAAUUGAUAAUAUGUACACGUUUCAUCGUAAAAUUGAUUUAGAGGAUUUGAUGGUAUUACAUGCAGAAAAACAAGAUGAGAAAAAUGCAUUUCAAAUUAUUAGUCCCCAAAAAAGUUUUACAGUUUAUGCAGAUACUCCCCAGAAUAAAGAAUCAUGGAUAAAUGUCAUUAGAGAGACAAAAGAUGAAUAUUUAAGUGCCAAGAGAACAUUAAGGAUUGAUGGCACGGUACAGUUGAAAAGAAAAGAUUCACAUCAGAAAAGAAUUGUUGAAAGUUAUCUUGCACCUAUUUGGAUUCCUGAUUCCAAAGCAGACAAAUGUAUGAAUUGUUCUGAAGAAUUUACAAUCUUUAAAAGGAAACAUCAUUGUCGUGCAUGUGGAAAAGUGGUCUGUCAUGACUGUUCUACGAGGAAUUUUACCAUACCCGGAACAAGUGAACGCGAAGAUCAAUUAGCUCGCGCUUGUGAUGCUUGCUUCUUUACUAUGUUUCCUGAUGCACAUAGAGAUGAAGAUAAAACAUCCAGAACUCGUGUUUUGAACCAAACUACUUCAUCCAAUACUUUAUCUAAUACUUUGUCAAAUACUUCAUCCAACAAUUUGUCAAAUACUACAUUCAAUAAUACAAUCUCAUCAAUUAAAUCUAUUGAUAAUUCGGAACGAGAGAGUCAUGAUCCUGAUCCUAAAAUUAAAGAUAAAAUUAGAUCAAUUCACGAUGCAAUUGUGGCCAAAAAUUGUGAAUUAUGUUUAGUAGAUUUUAAUGUAUUCCGAUGGAGGAAUGAAUGUGGAAAAUGCAAGAAAAUUCUAUGCACCGAUUGUCUCACCAAGAAACCGAAUAAUGAUUUAACACCGACCAAUUCCAAUCGACGUUUCAGUAUGAUCUAUAGUUUUCGAUUAUGUGAUUUUUGUCAUUUGGGUCUUGAUCCAAAUCGCGUAAAUCGCGUAAAACAUGAUGAACGUGACGGUGGAGGACUCACUAUUAAUUAUCAGAUAUCGCCGCCUUUAUCGCCAAAGAGUCCUUAA